Messenger RNA from Wasmannia auropunctata (little fire ant), 3706 nucleotides. RefSeq lists its product as uncharacterized. The record is from RefSeq and is a predicted model, not a curated record. The transcript is spliced from 3 exons. The coding region runs from base 127 to 2853 and encodes 908 amino acids. Lineage: Eukaryota; Metazoa; Arthropoda; Insecta; Hymenoptera; Formicidae.
GCUUCGGCACGGACCCCGCUCUAAUAGCUACGGGAGAAGCUUUAAAAGAGGUGGGCAGCAUUGCAGCCCAACAGUCGUCUUCGCAGUAGAUCGGUGAGGUGACCGGGAUUUCGUGCGAGCGACGAUAUGAGGAUCACGUGUCUUAUUACGGUCUGUGCGUAUCUAUCAACAUCCAUCGUAUCUACAGAGGAAAUUCAAUAUUUGAAUAGGCUAAAGAGAACAAGGUCGCGAGAAGAAUCGAUUCUCGGCGAUGCUACAGCGAGUAAAGUCGAGUUAAAUCCCAUCCCUGAGAUUCGUCCCGAUGUAUUUUCCACAUUGCGAAAGUCUCAAUCACAGGGACAAAUUGAGACUUUUCAGAAGCCCUAUCAAAAGAAGGUCCACGAGUCCCAGUCUAAACCCCAACAGCAACAUCCCCGUUCCGGGGGUGGUCCAAUAUCCGAUCGUUCGAGACGUCCGGUAAAACGUUUGAGAGUCCGUUCGAUCGCCGGAUCAACAUACGAGGUGAACGAAAAUGAAGUCCACGAGUUAAUUCAGGAAGCGAUCCCGGAAGUGCACGACGAAGGGCCGAUUUACAUCAAGCCUGUGUAUCGGGUCCACACAAAGAAGAAUGUCUUCGAUUCCAUCGUGGACAUACUGCAUCAAUUGCUGGACCCGCCUAAGAAGGAGUUGGGCCCGAUCGUCGGACCCAUCCAUAUGCCGGGGUCCAAGCGCAAGAUCUACUUACGCCUGAUGGAACCGGUCGACGAAAGUCACAUUAACGUGCGCUUCGUAACGCAAGUACCGGUACCCGUGGUUAACGAGGAGAUUAUUGCAGGACGGGAACACGAUUCUAGCUUACCGUAUCUACCUUACGUCGAUCCCUCUGUCACGCUUUUGAACAAACUUCCCGGGUCGAGUGACACGAAGUUCAGUUCCUCCAAUCGUCAUCAAUCGAUUCAGUUACCCGGAAACGUCAGCCACGUAAAGGUCGGUAAAAGUCGAGGGCCGCAACCUAAACCUGCGACUAAACUGAAGCGUCCUCCGGAGAAUCCUCGAGAAAUCAACAAGGAAAAUGUAUUGCCUGUUAAAGUGGUACCUGCGAGUGAGGCGGAAAGCGACAAGAACCACUUGUAUUAUCAGUAUCAGACGGAAGAUGAUGCCGUGAGACAUGUGACGGAGAUAAUUAACGAGGCGACGGAGAACGAGCAGGGUUCGAAGGAUAUUUUACAACCCUGGUAUCAACUGAGCACGCACCGUCUGCCCCUUCGGCAGAUCGCCCCGCUGUACCCGCUCUCGGCGAUGGAACCGACUGAUUCCAGCUCUAACGAGAACACAUACAAAGUGCCCAGCGACAGUCUCACCGUUCCCGGCUCGCUGCAGUCGAGCACGUACGAGCAGUACGCGGGCAAUGCUAACGCGGCAAAUCUGGGAUUCUACGAUCAGCCUUACACCAUCCCGAACGCUUACCCGACCACUCACCAGAAGCAAAACGAGUUUAGCAACGCCCCGCCCAGCUCUUACCCGAUCUCUUAUCAGAAUCAAAACAAGUUCAACAACGCCCCGAGCUCCACUUCUUACGUCAAGCAGAACGAUCUUUUCAGUGCCCCCACCAUCUAUACGAGUCCUCACGAGAAGCCGGCCGCUCCACCACCGUCGAGCUCUUACGCGACUUCUCACGGGGCGCAAAACGGCGCCAAGGCGCUCCAAAUUGGUUCAAGUUCUCAGAAUGCACUUCAUAUCAUAGAUCCGCCGACUUAUCCUCUCGAUCCUCGGCAAGUUCCGAAGAAUCAUCACGCCAAUAAAGUAUUCGAAUACACUACGGGUCAACAACAGCCCAAUAUUAAUUUGCCCGAUGUCAACGAGAUAGGCUCGUCGACACGCAACACCCCGCAGCGCGGUGUGCUGCCGAUCGAGCAGGUGACAUGGGGAAAGGUGAAACGAGAGAAGAGCGAAUUGAAUUUACAGAAGAACGCGGACAACGCUCACGAGACGUGGCAGCCGCUUAUGCUCGUGUCCGAGGAUGUGGACUGGCAGAAGGCGUUCGCCAAUUUGGCGAAGGUUGCCAACCUUAAUCAGCACGAGGCCGUCACGAAACAGCAACAAUCAUUUAAUCGCCAGAGACAGGUUUCGCGAAGCACCACGCCGAGCACAAUCGAGAUGGGCAGGGUCGAUCAACGUCAAAGUAGUAAACAUCGCAACCCCCCUUUAGCGGCAGCUCAAAAUACAGGAUGUUUGUCCUUAGACAAGAGGGGUAAAUGCGUGCAAACGGAAUCGAUCGUUUCGACAUCUCGUCCGGAAGACGCCGUCAAGUUCGUGAGGGAGCAGCCGCAGUCGGCCGCCUAUAUCGAACCGGUUAUGAUUACGCCAAGAUCGGCGAGCAAUACGGUUGAAAUAUCGCGACCGAAUGUCACCGUGAUGAGCUGGAUAGAAGAACCGCAGCCGUUGGUGAUGACGACCGAGAGGACUUUUGCAACGAACAGCACUACAGAGAAAUCGCUAUUAAUUAAAAAGAUUAAAAAUACGCCGGAGAAAUUAAUCGAAGAUAAAACAACAUUGAUUGAAUCGAUGAUGAGUAAUUUUACUUUAGAGAAAUCGAUGGCGGGCAGUACAACGGAAAGAUCGUCGAUAAGCGGCACGUCUGAAGCGUCCAUAAGACAAAAAAAUACCACGAAAAGGCUGCAAUUGCCGAAGCGGCCUUUGAUCAUGAAAAAACCGACAUUCGUAUUGAAGGGAACGGAGCCGAAUAGCACCACGAAAAGGACGGUGACGACGACAUGGAAACCGAUGAGUAGUACGACGGAGAUAAAGAGGACAGCGGGGCGAUCGAAGUAUUGGGGGAGCGCGGGUUCGAAAACGAAGUCGAGUAGCAUUUGAUAAUUUAUCCAUUAAUAGCGCGUUUCUUUUAGGCACAAUCGAUUUUAGGCAGUGCAUUCUUACGCAUUUAAAUGUUUACGCAUUUGCAUGUUAGUCAUGAUAUGUAUAAUGCGCAAUGAUAUCCCCAAAAUAGCUUACGAUCCUUCACAUAUAAAAACUAAAAAAGUCAUUUGCACGUGUAUUUGCAUGUAUUAACGUACGUUAAUAUCAUGUAAUCGAUUAAAAUUAUCUGUUUAUUAAAAAAGUUUGAAUAGAUAUAGCUAUGUUCUCGCUGCCUUAUUUGUGUUUCUAAAAUUACUUAGUUUGAAAUGAUUGUCAUCGUUUAAACUUGUAAGUAUUUGUAAAAUCUUUAAAGAGAAUAUUUUUUACGAGGCAAGGAUAAUUGGUUUUGAGAAAUCGAAAUAAGCUUGGAGACUGAUCGUUUGCGAAAUAAAACUACAUUUUAUAAUGAAAAAUGAAGGAACGAGAGAAAUAUAUUAAUAUUUGUGUUUGAUAAGAAAUAUCGUAUUAUUGUUUGAAAGCUAUAUGUGUUAUUUAUCGUGUUUUUACUUACAUGGCACACAGAAUAGAUUAUUUCAAGACGUCAUUUUCUGAUAUGUGAAUUCUUUGAUCAAAUUGAAAAUCUUUUCUUAUAUAAAUUCAUAUAUUUUGUUAAUUAAUUAAUUAAAAUUUUAUAGAUUUUAUUUGAAUUUUUGUUAUCUAUUCGAAUCUCAUUUGUUCAAUAUCUCUUGAGAAAGAAGAUUUGAACCGAAAUAGUAAUAAAGUAAAAAGGUAAAAAAAGUAAGAACCAAAAUGGUAAUCAAAUUUUUAAAUGAAAGGCAUAGCCAUAAUUCUGAGUCAUCAUAUAUAUAUA